Molecule: messenger RNA, 777 nt
Organism: Peronospora matthiolae
Lineage: Eukaryota; Oomycota; Peronosporomycetes; Peronosporales; Peronosporaceae
Source: the annotation of a GenBank genome assembly
AUGCAACACGAAGUUCUGGACGAGCGCAAUGAAGGUGAAGUGUUGGUUGCAGAUGGGAACAAGGCUGCAAUCAACGGUGUCGGGACAAUCGUCGAAAAGGUGAUCCUGUCCAAUGGUGAAGAGCGUGAAGUCGAGAUCAAGAACGCGCUUUACGUCCCAAGCAUGAACAAGAACUUGCUUUCGAUACCACAAAUCAACAAAAGCGGCAAGUUUCAAGUGGUGUUUGAUGGUGACGAGAUGAAGAUUUCGAACAAAGGCUCCAAGCAAGUAAUGGCGAUGACCGAUCUUGUGGAUGGCCUCUACUGGCUUCGUACAUCCCAGCGAUCCGCGAAUGCGGCUUCAGGACUAAGAGUCGAAAACCUUCAUGCGCGUAUGGGCCACGCACCGGUUGAUGUCUUGUGCAGAAUGGUCUCCAAGGGCAUGAUCAAGGAUGCCAAGAUGCCAACAAAAUUGAGCGGACCAAGCGUGUGUCAAGGUUGUCUAGAAGGAAAAAUGGUUCAACGACCGUUCCCAAGCAAUCCAAACAAGCGCCACUACGAUUCGUUUGAGCUUCUACACAUCGACACUUGUGGUUCAAUGGAAGUCGACUCGCUAGGUGGAAGCAAGUACUUGCUACUGAUCGUCGAUGAAGGCAGCGGAUGCAUGAAGGGUUUCAGUCUGCGCGCCAAGUCCGACAGCGAAGAGUGCAUCAAGAAGUACAUCAAGAAGUACAUCAUGGCAGUACAGACGCAGUUUAACUACAAGGUCAAGUUUGUUCGACACGAUGGUGCACGCUAA